AUGGAGUAUAGAAAAUCGAAUAUAUCAUAUACGGGUAUUAAAGGAAUUGAACUAUGGAGCGGUUUUUCUUUUUUCUUGCAUAGAUAUGAACACCAUCCACCUACGCUUUCCACCAAUAAGAUGCAGUGUAGGAAAAGCAAGAUUUAUUCACACCCAUCCUUUCAAAAGAGAGAUUCGUAUGGUGGAUCCAAGUUCAGUUCGCUGGUUCCCAGGUCACAUGCGAAAGGGUAUGAAUGA
Messenger RNA from Echinostoma caproni, 237 nucleotides. The record is from the annotation of a GenBank genome assembly. NCBI's taxonomy places the organism in Eukaryota, Metazoa, Platyhelminthes, Trematoda, Plagiorchiida, Echinostomatidae.